AUUCAAAAACGCGGGUCAGGACCCGCAGCCACAAAUGGUUCCCGCCUCUCCCACUUUAGUGUAGUAAUUGUAAAUUGUCAUUGUGCGGGUUCCUAAAAUGCCCAGAUUUUGCGCAGGUCCCUGAAAUGCCCAGAUCUUGAUGCUCCUAUGCCUUGUACCUUUUUCUCUAUAAGUGUAUGCAUUAAAGUUGAUCACUUCUAUAAUGAGUGGAGAUAAUUUCACUGACGAGGUACCCAAAGUCCGUGCUGUAUUAGGAGAUGUGACCAAUUUGCCUGUCAAAAGAGGGAUUUCAUUAAUUUCAGAUGAUUUAGGGCUUAAAUCUAGAGAUCGGAAUGGUAAGAAAGUGAUACUUGAAGAUGGGAAUUCACGUUUCGGUAAACAAGUUUGUUUAGGAGUUGAAAAAAUGGUCAAUGAGAAAUUUAAAACCAAAGUUGGAGUUGAUAGCAUCAAUUUGGAAGAUGAGCAAUCUUGUGAGUCAUCGGAUACUGAUACUGAUGUUGACGCUGUUUAUACCUCACAAGAGAAUAAUGAAAACAAGGAAACAUCUAACUUGCUAGAUGGAAGUGUCAAUCUUGUUAAGAAUGCUACAAUGACACUUAGUGUUGGAGAACUUGGGGAUACAUCAAGGGAUAGUUGUACAUCUACUGGUUCGAUGCCCGCAAACUUUUGGUCAUCCAAGAAAGGUAGCGAUGAUGAUGAAGGGAGACAUGUUAAGCGAAGCAAUUCCACAGGUCAUGUUUGUACAAGUGUUGUCGAAAAAGAUCUUGGUAUUGGUAAUCUGGCUAGAAGCAAAUGUGGGGCGGUUGAGUGGUCAUCAGGGCAGAAAUCACAUGGUUCCAGAUCAUUUGAAUUGGAUAGGUGCACAGCUCUCCAGGGUGAUGGUUGUGCUAAUUUGAAUGCGGGGGCUGACUUACUGAAAGCUUGCUCUUGUUCAUUUUGUUUGAAAGCUGCUUAUAUUUGGUCAGACCUCCAUUACCAGGACAUCAAAGGGAGAAUAUCUGCAUUAAAGAAGAGUCAGAAAGAAGCAAGCAACUUAAUUAACAAAUAUUCAAGGGGAAAGCAGGCUGACAUUCAUAGCCAGGGAAACUCUAACAAGUCCUUGAAGUUAGAAUCUGACCUCACAGCUCAGUGGAGGUCUCUCUUUCAUCACAUGGAGGAUAUAUUUGCCCAUGAAUGCAACCAACUUCAAGAUGGGUUUGUUGCACUGAAAGAUUUGAGAGAAAACUGCAAAACGGAUCUAGAGAGGAUCAAUGAGAUGCAUUCCAACAAGUAUUAAUUAUAUUUUACUUCUCUAAUGAUUGUAAGACUUCCUUGUCACACUAUAGUCACAACUUGUGCAUGUGUGCACAUGGAAGUAUUCAUGUGUCUGCAAAAGUGCCCUGGCUUCUUGUUUAGAGUGUUCUUGUAAGUUUUCGUACUGUCGUAGGCAGCUUUUCUAUACCAUCCAUCACUUGUAAUAUUUAUUUUUGCAGUUACUAUCUGCAUGAGCAAAAAUUUCUUAUAUGAAAAAUUACAUUGCUUUUCUCAA
Ricinus communis (castor bean) is the source of this 1528-nucleotide messenger RNA. RefSeq lists its product as uncharacterized. The transcript is spliced from 5 exons. Bases 203 to 1276 code for a protein of 357 amino acids. The record is from RefSeq and is a predicted model, not a curated record. Lineage: Eukaryota; Viridiplantae; Streptophyta; Magnoliopsida; Malpighiales; Euphorbiaceae.